AUGACAGAAUACACAACCUCUUCGCAGGCGUACCGGGAGUAUAUGAGUUCUCGUGAGCGCACCGCGAGAUGGGUCAACGCCCAUUCCCCGACGAAAACUCGAUUCAAUUCACCGUCGGUCGCGCCUUCGGUCAUAGACGGCCUAGUGCCCUCGUCGCCGCCGUCAGAGGCAGACAGCUCACAUUCUUUGCCACCGCAGAUGGUCUUACGUUUUCCUGAUGGGAGGCCCGAUGUUCCGAUCCCCCAAAAUCCUGACGCCAGCGCGAGCGGACAAGUUUCGAGGGCACACACUCUGCCCCAGGCUGCUGGCGCACGUCGGCCGCACCCCGACUACAGUCCGCCAAGUGGACCGGAGGAGAUACGCAUCUUGCCCUCUCGCACAGGCCAAGCGCCACCUCCGACGUCGCAGACCAGAUCUCAGUCACUUCCCAGGAAUGCAUAUUCUCCUUCAUCGCGUCCGUCAAUACAAGCGCCGCCGCCUCCCCCUCCAGGUGCCAUGCAUCGCAGCAAGCCACGUCUUCCAUUAGCUCUACCUCCGCCAGUUCAUACUCCCCCAGAAUCCGCUCCACUUCCACUCCCCGCGCCUCAGCCCCAAGUAAUAUUUGAUCCACAGCAUAUGCCUAACUCGUCUGCUUGGCACCCGUACACGGACAAGGUACCCAACAGGCGGCAGCCAAUUAAACAGCACGGUCAUCCGCCGGCAAUAAUCUACGCACCUUCGCAUCAUUCAAAGUCCCGCUACGCACCUCCCGCCAUCCUUUCGCAUCCUCCUCCGCGAGGGCCGGGCGGCGUUGUCUACAGCCACUCCAUUCCCCAGUACCCAACCCCGUAUCCAUCCGCCAUGUCUUCAUCACAUCUAACUUCCGUUCAUGAAGAAGACGCCCGUCGCGGUAUGAGUCGCCCAAGACACGAUCGAUCACGAUCGGCAACACUCGCUGAUGAUCCACACCAUGGGCAUCAUAGUCGUAGAUCAUCUGUCUCUUCCUUUGUGUCCAAUGGCUCCGGAAGUACCUACUACGUGUUGCCGAGCGCCAGGCAAAAGGUUCAUAUUAUAGCCCCUGAACCCUCCAUAUACACCGCGACGUCGACAACCAAGUCUCCGUCGUCACCAAAAAGACCUUUCUUCAAGCGAUUAUUUGGUUUUAACAAAGAGAAAUUGACUUCCGACUCGUCAAAAACAUCGACCCGGGGUGGGGGAGGAAAGCGCCUUGUCCGCAGACACUCUACCGGUGGAUCCGGACGAGGCAGACCAGCUACUCCCAGGGAACCACAACCAUAA
Molecule: messenger RNA, 1278 nt
Organism: Pleurotus ostreatus (oyster mushroom)
Lineage: Eukaryota; Fungi; Basidiomycota; Agaricomycetes; Agaricales; Pleurotaceae
Exons: 2
Coding region: 1-1278 (425 amino acids)
Source: RefSeq, a predicted model, not a curated record